Messenger RNA from Staurois parvus, 283 nucleotides. NCBI's taxonomy places the organism in Eukaryota, Metazoa, Chordata, Amphibia, Anura, Ranidae. The record is from the annotation of a GenBank genome assembly.
GCCACAGACCAGAUGAAAGAAGAUUUGUGACUGGCUGUUCGUGUGGGCCACUGUUUUAGCCUGAAAAUGUUUUUAUCCAGGGGCUGACUGACAACUCAUGGGGCCCCCGGCAAUAGGGGUUAAUGGGGCCCCUGUGUCCUUGCCAAAACUCAAAAAAUCCCAUGAAAAAGGUACCAGGGGCAUCUCAUGGGGCCCCCUACUGACCCCAGGCCCUCGGGCAGUGGCCGAGUUUUCAAAUGGUCAGUCCGCCCCUGUACACACCCUCUAUCUUAGAAUGGAAAAU